This is a messenger RNA of Rosa chinensis, 1479 nucleotides long. RefSeq lists its product as uncharacterized. NCBI's taxonomy places the organism in Eukaryota, Viridiplantae, Streptophyta, Magnoliopsida, Rosales, Rosaceae. Bases 1 to 1479 code for a protein of 492 amino acids. The record is from RefSeq and is a predicted model, not a curated record. The transcript has 3 exons.
AUGAUGGAUAAAGAGUGGGUGUGGCUUCCUAGAUCUAGUUCAGAGUAUGAGCAAAGAGCAUUACAUUUUGUGAAGACGGCUGAAAAGAAUUUGGGAUAUCCUGCAAUGAUUCUUUGCCCUUGCAAAGAUUGCCGUAAUGUAAGCCAUCAAGAUAGUACUACUGUUUUUGAACAUUUGGUUACAAAGGGGAUGGAUUCCAAGUACAAGAAAAGAUCACAUUGGACAAAACAUGGAGAUCAGAUAGUAAAUGCUGAAAGUGUUGAUCAUGAAACCGCCAAGGAUGAGGCAUCUAACUUAUAUAGAGCUUCCUACUUUAUGGAUGAAGAUUCUGUCCAGCCUACAAACUUUAUGGAUGAAGCUACUGUACAGAGGCAAGAUGAUCAAUUCAUGAAGAACCUAGAAGAUGCAGAAACUCCUUUAUACCCAGGUUGUCCCAAUUACACAAAGUUGUCAGCCAUUGUAACUUUAUAUCGACUCAAAAGCAAGAGUGGAUUGUCUGAUACCCAUUUCAAUGAGCUUUUAGAGACUAUUCAUGGCAUGUUACUGAAGGACAAUAUUCUGUUGCAGUCGUUGUACUCGAUUAAAAAGUUCCUCAAGAUAUUUGACAUAGGAUUUGAAAAGAUUCACGCUUGCGAGAAUGAUGGUUGUCUUUUCAGAAAAGAGUAUAAGGACUUGGACAAUUGUCCAAAAUGUGGUGCUUCAAGAUGGAAGAAAAACAAGCGUACUAAGGAGAUCAGAAAAGGUGUUCCAGUUAAGGUUCUGAGAUAUUUUCCUAUCAUUCCGAGAUUUAGAAGGAUGUUCAGGUCUGCACAAAUGGCAGAAGAUUUAAGGUGGCAUUUCAGUAACAAAAGCACUGAUGGAAAAAUGCGUCACCCUGUAGAUUCUUUAGCUUGGGACAUGGUUAAUGAUAAAUGGCCUUCAUUUGCAGCUAAUCCACGCAAUCUCAGACUUGGACUUGCUACUGAUGGUUUUAACCCUUUCUCCAUCUUAAGCUUCAAGUAUAGUUGUUGGCCACAACCCGGAAACGACAUAGAUAUUUAUCUACAACCACUUGUAGAAGAUUUGCAAUUGUUAUGGCUGAAUGCGGUGGAGGCUUAUGAUGCAUUCAGUAAAUCAACUUUCAAUUUGAAGGCAAUGUUGAUGUGGACCAUAAAUGACUUUCCAGCCUAUGGAAAUCUUGCUGGAUGUUGUACAAAAGGCAAAAAAGCAUGUCCUAUAUGUGGAAAAAAUACACAUCACAGAUGGUUACGCUUCAGCAAGAAAUUUGCAUACAUGGGUCACAGGAAGUUUCUUACACCCUCACAUCCAUAUCGAAGAAAGAAAUCUUGGUUUGAUAAUAGUGUGGAACAUGGUAGUAAGACUAGAAUUUUAACAGGACGAAACAUUUCUCUUGCUCUUAAAGAUUUUCCAAAUGACUUUGGAAAAGGUGGGAUCAAAAAAUGGAAAAGGAAUAAUAAUGAAGAUGACAUGCACCAGUGA